Phasianus colchicus (ring-necked pheasant) is the source of this 3041-nucleotide messenger RNA. RefSeq names its product amyloid beta precursor protein binding family A member 3 (gene APBA3). Lineage: Eukaryota; Metazoa; Chordata; Aves; Galliformes; Phasianidae. Gene Ontology annotation, molecular function: protein binding; amyloid-beta binding. Gene Ontology annotation, biological process: chemical synaptic transmission. The record is from RefSeq and is a predicted model, not a curated record. Gene Ontology annotation, cellular component: plasma membrane; dendritic spine; cytoplasm.
CCUCCUUUUCCCUCCCCUAUGCCCGCCCCCCCCCGUGCCCUCUCCCCGUCUCCCCCCGACCUGCCUGUUCCCUAUGGAGAGCGCCAUGGAUUUCCAGCCGGCCCCCGAUCUGCCAGCCAUGGACACAGAAGAAGGGCAGCGCGGUGCCCCCCGAGCCACUGCAGCCGAGGGGCAGCUGGAGGGGCCCGCCUUCAGCAGCACCACUGUGGAUCAGCAGAGGAGUCUGGAGCCUGGAUCGGGGCCUGCUUCAGCCAUGAACCUUAACAGCGGGGAUGAACAAAGCGGGCUUUGCAGGAACUCAGGAAGAGAGAUGGAAGAGGAGGUGGUGACCACUGGUCCACAGAGCCCCACAGACUGGAGACCGAGUGUUGAGAGCAUCUCUCGGGACACGGGACCCCCCCGCACCCCCAGCAGUGGCACCAUGGAGCUGGAUGAGGAGCCUGAGGAGGAGCCCUCAGAGAUGCAGGGGCUGCUGGCCCAGCUGGAGACCCUCAGCCCCAGUCUGUGCGAUGCCCCCAACACAGCCCCUGUGGCAGGCAAGCGGGGCUAUGCAGAGUGCAGGGGUGAGUGCCAGCCCUGCCCGCUGCACGUGGCCACAGGCAGGGGCCUGGCUGUGCAUCCCUGCUGUGCGCAGCACUCGGCCCACUCACGGCCUUGCCACGGCUUGCUCUUUGCUGAGGCCGACCGGGAGGACCUGCUGAACCUCCUGUGCUAUGAGGGGGGGUUGCCUGAGGCUGACACUGAGACACCCCUGACCCGCUCUGAAGUCUUGGCUGGGACCAAGCUGGAGAUGCUGCAGACGCCUGAGGAACACACUGCUGCCCAUGGGCCGGGAGGGCCGGAUGGUUCGGAGGAAGGACCUUCUGGCAGCUGGAUUUAUGGAGAUGGGCUCAGUGAGGACAAACCCACCUGUGAGGGCAGUCGAGACAGCUCGCCAGAGCCGACCUGGGCAGAAUUGUCUCCUGCUGUGACCCCAGAGAAGGAGCGUCCGCCACAAAGCAGUGUGACUAACAAGGAAUCCCCCUCCUCCUGCCUGGCCUUCAAAGAAGUUCCAGGCCCCUGUGACCCAGAGGAUCUUCUGGACGGUGUGAUUUUUGGGGCAAAGUACCUGGGCUCCACACAGCUGGUUUCAGAGAGGAACCCCCCUACCAGCGUCCGCAUGGCACAGGCACAGGAGGCUGUGGACAGAAUCAAGGCACCAGAGGGAGAGUCCCAACCCAUGACAGAGGUGGAUCUGUUUGUCUCCACACAGAGGAUCAAGGUGCUGACAGCUGACACGCAGGAGGCCAUGAUGGAUCACUCCCUGCAGACCAUCUCCUACAUCGCUGACAUCGGCUCCCUCGUGGUGCUCAUGGCACGCCGCAAGCUGCCUCGGAGGGCAGAGGCAGCGGAGGAGAAGCGGCUCUACAAGAUGAUCUGCCAUGUCUUCCACUCGGCUGAUGCCCAGAUCAUCGCUCAGGCCAUCGGGCAGGCGUUUGGUGUGGCCUAUCAGCGCUUCCUAGAGGCCAACAGCAUCGACCCAAGUGAGCUGAGCCCUCGUCAGUACAGCCGUACCCUUGAAGACCAGGAGCAGUACAAUGCAGAGCUGACCCACUUCUCCCGGCAGGAGAACUGCAAGGAUGUCUGCAUCCGGAAGCAGAAGGGGGAGAUUCUGGGCAUUGCCAUCGUGGAGUCGGGCUGGGGCUCCAUCCUGCCUACUGUUGUCAUCGCCAACCUGAUGCACGGGGGCCCUGCAGAGAGGUCGGGUGAGCUGAGCAUCGGGGACCGCCUCAUGUCCAUCAAUGGGACGAGCCUGGUGGGGCUGCCCCUCACCACCUGCCAGAGCAUCAUCCGGGAACUGAAGCACCAGACAGAGGUGAUGCUGAACAUAGUGCACUGCUCCCCUGUCACCACAGCUGUCAUCCGGCGCCCUGACUCCAAGUACCAGCUGGGCUUCUGCGUGGAGAACGGUGUGAUCUGCAGCCUGAUGCGUGGGGGCAUCGCUGAGAAAGGCGGCAUCCGUGUGGGGCACCGCAUCAUCGAGAUCAACGGGCAGAGCGUGGUGGCCACACCUCACGAGAAGAUCAUCCAGAUCCUCACACAGGCGGUCAGCGAGGUCCACAUCAAGACCAUGCCAGCCUCUACGUACCGCCUGCUGACGGGGCAGGAGCAGCCCGUCUUCCUCUGAGCGCUGCCUGGGCCCAGCUGUCACUGCACACCUCUGGGGCCACCGCUCUGCCUGCUGCCCCAGCACUGCCACCAGAGCCCUCUGGCCCCUGGAGGGCCUAAUCCUGCUCCCUUUCAGUUGGACUCAGGAUGCAAUAGGAGGCUGUGGGCCGAUGCUCAGCUUCAGCAUUAGGGCCUACAGUGCCCGUGAUCCUUCUCCAUAUCCAUCCACCCCUCUCUGCCUCAGUGCCUGUGCAGUGCUGUCCCCCUGCUCCUUAAGGUCCCUCGCCUUGGCCUGGUGCUGGCAGGGGAGAGGGGACCCUGCAUGAAAGGCCAGCCCCCUUUUCAUCACUGCAGAUUGUGCUUUUACACUCACCAAAGGUGCCUUUUCCCAGAUGGGGCUGGAACUGUACUGCAGGGGCUCAUCCCAGGCAGUCCUGAGCAGCUCUGCCUCUGCAUACUGAGGUGUGGGUGCACACUGGCGCCCCAAGGGAUAGCCAGCAGCCCCCAGACUCAGCCUUAAGGGCAGCAGCACCCUCAGCACCCGCUCCUCCUCCCCAGCUUUGCCAGGGGCCUGCUGGGCUACAAAGAACCACCUUGUUAGCCCUGUUGCACUGAGCUGGGAAACUACCUCUGCUUCCUCAGCACUGCCUUGAACCGUUCUGCAUGCGCAGUGGUACCCCUCAGGGCUGUUCCUUAGUGCAACCAAAGGGAACACGGCAUUGCCACGUCCCACAGAGCUUGGGGAUGUGAACCCCACAGACCUGUCUGCAGCUGAGGGCUCUGUGGGGAUGUGUUGUUCACAAAGGGACAGCUGGGACCCUUUGCCCAAGGUGGCCUGUCACAAUUUUGCCUGUGUGGUUGGUUGAUGUAAAAAAUAAAAGUUUGGGGGAAUA